Messenger RNA from Drosophila eugracilis, 772 nucleotides. RefSeq lists its product as uncharacterized. The record is from RefSeq and is a predicted model, not a curated record. The transcript is spliced from 2 exons. The coding region runs from base 158 to 637 and encodes 159 amino acids. NCBI's taxonomy places the organism in Eukaryota, Metazoa, Arthropoda, Insecta, Diptera, Drosophilidae.
CAUUCUGCACUGCUUCCCUCUCAUUGUGUUUGCCUUUCAUUCGGCAUAUCUCAUGGACGAGGGUCAGGUGAGAAUUACACCGGAGAUUGGGUGGAUCGAUGAGUUUAACAAAGUUCACAAAUUCCAGUGAGUUGCCACAUCCAAGGGGUCCCUCGUGAUGGUUUUGCUGCAGACCAGGAACAUCUCGAGGAGCAUCGUCCAAUCCGGGAAGUGUUUCUACCAUGUGCUGGCCCGCGUUUGCAGGAGUUCCCAGCGGAUCCCCAACACCAGCUACCUGAACACCGAGAGCAAUGUGGAGCAAUUCCUUCAGAGCAGUUCCUGGCUGAGGAGCAGUAUUCUGUUCGUGGAGAAGACUCAGCCCAUUUGCAAGGAUAGCGAGAAUCCGAAGUUGGAUGGGGAGAGUGGGGUGUCCGGCCACUGGAACAUUGUCCUUGAAAUGGAGAGAAGUUUACUGCGGAUGAUCUGCUUGAUCGCAGACCUCCUCCGUCCCGUCUCGCCAGAAGUCUUGUUCAAAAUCCUGAAUCCGUUUGGUCAUUCCUGGAACAUGGCGCAGGAGGAUUUAGAUGAAGAGCUCUCGGUGACCUGUACAGAGAUCUCCGACAUGCAGCCGCUUCAACUGGGGCCCUUGGGCGACUGAGUUGGAUGGGAGACUCCAUCCCAGCACCAGAUUUCCACAGGGGCUUGCAAUCUAUUAUCCUGGUCGUCCGAUCACUAGACUUACAAAUUUCCCAUGACAGUUGUAUUUAAAUUUGGAGAAAAUAUAUUUUUAUUA